CGGAGAGAAAGAAAGAGAGAGAAGAAAAGAGAAGCUCUUUGGUUUCUCUUUCUCCUUUUUCCCCAUUUGUUAAUCGAAUUCUUUUCCCCGUUUCCCUUUUCCGAGCUUUCUCUUCUCUUCUCCUCCUUCCUCCCGUUUAAGCCCCUGCUCAUUACUGCUCCUCUCGCGAGCACUAACAGCUUCAUUAAUGGCGGAUUAGACCUCCUCCUCUAUCUCUCUCUCUCUCUCCGUAGCCUUGGGUUUCUGGAAGCGAAACCAAAGCCGGAGUCUCCAGCUGGAGUUCAGCGAAAAGAAGUAAGAGUAUAGAAGGAAGCGAAAUCGGGGAAGAAUGCUGGACGGACUGCUAGGUCGAGGCUUUGCUGCGAAAUGCAAAUCGCUGAUAAAACAGACCAAGAUCCGGAUCGAUGUGAUUCGAAGGAAGAGGAGCGCGACUCUCAAGUUUCUAAAAAAGGACGUGGCUGAUCUGCUCGCCAAUGGACUCGACAUCAACGCUUACGGCAGGGCUGAAGGACUUGUUGGAGAAUUGGUCUUAUCUUCUUGCUAUGAUUUUGUUGAGCGCUGUUGCGAUCUUGUGGUGAAGCAUCUCUCCGUCUUGCAAAAGAUGAGACAUUGUGCAGAGGACUGCAGGGAAGCUGUGUCUUCCUUGAUGUUUGCAGCCGCAAGAUUCUCAGAUCUGCCAGAGUUGCGAGACCUUAGGCAGCUUUUUCUGGAGAGAUAUGGCGAUUCAUUGGAAUUGUAUGUGAAUCAAGGGUUUGUUGACAAUAUGUCUGCAAAACCUGUAACGACGGAGAAGAAAGUUCAACUGCUGCGAGAUGUUGCAUCAGAGUUCUCCAUCAGAUGGGACUCCACAGGUUUUGAACAGAGGAUAUCUAGACCUUCUCCUGUGAAGGCUCAACUUAGAAGUCCUUCACUUGCUGGGAGCGGUAAAUCGGACCUAACUAAUGGCAAGGACAACAUCAACCAAGGUGUUAAACGUGAUGCCCAAUCCAAAGCAAGGCAAGAACAGAAUGAUAACCGUGGAUUUCGGUUAAUCAAAGAAGAGAAACCCGACUGGAAAAGAGACAACCCGAAUCCUCCUCAUCAAAGGACUGAAGUUCCCAGCAUGGUCGACAAAAUGCAAAACGGAGGAGAAAAAGAACCUACUUUGAGGAAGACGAAAUAUGACUCGUCUCCUCCAGUAAGGCCAGAAAUCCCUGUGGUAAAGAAGCAUGAAAUUCCUAAGCAGGCUACUCCUCCGAGAACGGUGGGUUUGGGCAGUUCCUCUCGGAGGACACAGCAGGCAAGCAUUGAUGACAGACUGAGCAACCCUCCUCCCAAAUCAAAUGGCAUCGAUACCACAACUCAUGGAAAGCCAGAACCUUCUCCUAGCUAUGCCGGAAUGUGGGCAAAGGUCAACAGCAAAGAUCCAUUGACUAUUAUUGCAUCUCCUGGUCAACACUCUGCAGCAAAAAUUACUAGAGAUGCACUGGAAGAUGAAGCACAGAAGUUCAAAUCUUUCUACAACAACGCCAUCCCGCCUCCUUACACUCGACCCAAUACCAAGCCGAAAGAUACCAAGUCUGCAAUCAAUGCAUCAGCAUCUCCAACUACGGUUUUAGACACCGGUGCAGUCGAUACAUCCAGGGCACAAGAAAGGAUCAAUCAUGGCUAUCGCUCCGAGAACAACGAUCCACGACCAGCUAAGGGUGCCGAUGAACAUGUCUUCGACACCAAGGUGUACUAUCAAGGCGAGACGGUAGUCAACCCCAUACCGAAACCACGGCCCUCUUCACGGAGACGACACCAGAAGCCACAAACUAGCCACGAGGAUGCCGCCGGUGGCAUGGAAAGCGCGGGAGUGGCGAAGAGGAAAUCGAGAAGCAGGAACCGAAAGGACGACUCGAGGCGAGGCCUGCAGAUCCUGUUCGACGACGAGGUGCAUCAGAACGACGACGAGGAAAGGAUCAUCGACAAGCUGCUGAUACACUACAGCAAGAAACCUACCGCAUUUGAUCCCGAACCUUCCCAGGUUCGAAGGAAGUCGUCAAGGAGUUCCAGUCGUCAUCAUUCCCGUGAUCCGAGCACUGAAGCAUCUUCCCAUCCAUCAAGAUCAUUCUCUCUCCCCAGCGAGCAACCAUCAACGGCAGCACCACCUCAGGGGAACAAAGUGUUCGCUCGUGCCGCUACCCUCGAGCCAGACCGGUCAGCCGCCGCUCGACACGUGCAUCCCAAGUUACCGGACUACGACGACUUGACCGCCCGGUUCGCAGCUCUGAAAGGGAGGUAA
Linum tenue is the source of this 2266-nucleotide messenger RNA. Lineage: Eukaryota; Viridiplantae; Streptophyta; Magnoliopsida; Malpighiales; Linaceae. The record is from the annotation of a GenBank genome assembly.